This is a messenger RNA of Eptesicus fuscus (big brown bat), 954 nucleotides long. It is a transcript of the gene BDH2, whose product is annotated as 3-hydroxybutyrate dehydrogenase 2. Bases 55 to 792 code for a protein of 245 amino acids. The record is from RefSeq and is a predicted model, not a curated record. Gene Ontology annotation, biological process: siderophore biosynthetic process. Gene Ontology annotation, molecular function: 3-hydroxybutyrate dehydrogenase activity. The transcript is spliced from 10 exons. Gene Ontology annotation, cellular component: cytoplasm. Lineage: Eukaryota; Metazoa; Chordata; Mammalia; Chiroptera; Vespertilionidae.
UGCUGGCUGAGUGAUCGGGAGGACGCCAUCCAUUUGCUGCUCUAAAGUUCCAUUAUGGGUCGACUGGAUAAGAAAGUCAUCAUUCUGACAGCAGCUGCUCAGGGGAUCGGCCGGGCAGCCGCCAUCGCUUUUGCAAGAGAAGGUGCCAAAGUCAUAGCCACAGAUGUCAAUGAGUCCAAGCUGCAGGAACUGGAAAAGUACCCAGGUAUUCAAACACGGGUCCUUGAUGUCACAAAGAAGAAACAAAUUGAUCAGUUUGCCAAUGAAGUCGAGAGAGUUGACGUUCUCUUUAAUGUUGCUGGUUUUGUGCAUCACGGAACCAUCCUGGACUGUGAAGAGAAAGACUGGGACUUCUCAAUGAACCUCAACGUCCGCAGCAUGUACCUGAUGAUCAAGGCAUUUCUUCCCAAAAUGCUUGCUCAGAAAUCUGGCAACAUUAUCAACAUGUCCUCUGUGGCUUCCAGCAUUAAAGGAGUUGUGAACAGAUGUGUGUACAGCACCACCAAGGCCGCUGUGAUUGGCCUCACGAAGGCCGUGGCUGCAGACUUCAUCCAGCAGGGUAUCAGGUGCAACUGUGUGUGUCCAGGAACGGUCGAUACCCCAUCUCUGCAAGAAAGAAUACAAGCCCGACCAAAUCCUGAAGAGGCACUGAGCGACUUUCUGAAGAGACAGAAGACUGGAAGGUUUGCAACUGCAGAAGAAAUAGCCCUGCUGUGUGUGUAUUUGGCUUCUGAUGAAUCUGCCUACGUAACAGGUAACCCCAUCAUCAUCGAUGGAGGCUGGAGCCUGUGACUUCAGGCUCUCCUUGCUGGGAGGAGGCCCUUCCUGUACACUGUGGACCUGGUUCUGAAGAGUACUCACCCAUCACGUCUUUCUUGCUAAUGGCACAGGAAUGAAAACAAGGCCUUUGUAAUGAUGUCAUUGUUUGUGCGGCUGGUUCUUUAAAUAUGUUAA